CUCCCUCCCUCUGCCUCUCGCUCUCUCACUCGCUCUGUCUGCGCUCAGUUUAAGUGCAGGGACCCAGCGCAUGGAAGGUAGAGGGCAGAAGUGCGUGUUUCCUCUCCUCCCCUUUACCUCCGUUCAUCUUUUCCUCCAGAUGACAGGCUGAACGCUCAGUGGAAACAGCAGGAUGAGUGUGUACCUGUGCGUGCGUGCCGUACUCCAUCGGAGAGUCUCAUUCAACAUGCUGUAACAUCAGGCAAACUGGCUCUACAAGAGAGAAAGAGACACAGAAAGAGAGCUUGCAGAAUAAAAUGAGCACCAGGCGGUGAGAAAUGAGCGUGUGUUGACUUUCUUCAUGAGGGCUGAGAGAUGACCAUGAACGGCCGCUGGUCCUUCAACACCCUGGCCGUCAUCUUUAUCCUGCUGUCCACUGCAGCUCUCUCUGCGCACUUCAGAGUGUGUGAGCCUUACUCCGACCACAAGGGGCGCUAUCACUUUGGGUUCCACUGCCCUCGACUCUCGGAUAACAAGACUUACAUAUUCUGCUGUCACCAUAACAACACAGCCUUCAAGUACUGCUGCAACGAAACUGAAUUUCAGAGCGUGAUGCAACUCAACCUCACCACAAACUCAGACGGCUUUGCCCACAAUAACUACACCGCUCUCAUCGGCGUGUGGAUUUACGGCUUUUUCGUCAUGGUCCUCCUAGCUUUGGAUUUCCUGUACUACUCGGCGAUGAACUACGAGUUGUGUCGGGUCUAUCUGGAGAAAUGGGGGCUGGGAGGACGGUGGCUCAAACAGGCCAGGAGUCAAUGGCACAGCGCGGCUCAGGAGGGCGAACACAACAUGGGAUCAGGCCUGAGUCACCAACAUCAUGCACGGCACAGUUUGAGAGGCGAAGCACAGAGCCCUACGCUCUUGACCUUCCAGACCUCAACAGCCUGAUAUCCAGCUUUGAUCCCAAGGAUAUGCUUAGUAUGACAAAGGAGGAAGAGCCAGGAAAUGGAGAUUUAAAUUCAGAGAUUAUUUUCCUGGUCCCAUCUACAUUUAGGACACGGACUGUGCCGGCUACCUCCCGCAGCUCUGCUGGAUGGCAUUUUCUCCACAUGAAGACGCUGAUGCUGAGACUGACAACUGCAAAUGAGUUUCUCUGGCCAAUCAGAGAAGGCUUGUUCAGCUGGAUCUACUUUUCGACAGCUGUUGAAGGACUUUAAUGAGACUGUUGUCUUUGACGCCCACUACCUUGCCUUGUCAUUUCGGAAGUUAGGACCUAGUUGCAGGGAAUAAGACUUUGCGAAAA
Labeo rohita (rohu) is the source of this 1285-nucleotide messenger RNA. RefSeq names its product shisa like 1a (gene shisal1a). The record is from RefSeq and is a predicted model, not a curated record. The transcript has 5 exons. NCBI's taxonomy places the organism in Eukaryota, Metazoa, Chordata, Actinopteri, Cypriniformes, Cyprinidae. The coding region runs from base 355 to 930 and encodes 191 amino acids.